Saccostrea cuccullata (small rock oyster) is the source of this 6199-nucleotide messenger RNA. RefSeq lists its product as uncharacterized. The record is from RefSeq and is a predicted model, not a curated record. The transcript is spliced from 36 exons. Gene Ontology annotation, cellular component: cytosol; nucleus. Bases 131 to 4828 code for a protein of 1565 amino acids. Gene Ontology annotation, biological process: protein deubiquitination. Gene Ontology annotation, molecular function: cysteine-type deubiquitinase activity. Lineage: Eukaryota; Metazoa; Mollusca; Bivalvia; Ostreida; Ostreidae.
CCCGUUCUAUUUAUAGCUAGGGACUAGGAUAUCAAACUGAAAAUGAAUAAAUGUUGAUAAACAAUCAUGCAUUUUCUUACAUAAUCUACAGAUCAAAAGACAAUCAGAAGUAUCAGCUCAGUCUCACAAGAUGGCCUGUUCAGUGAUAUAUGUUGGAGGAAAUUGCAUGGAAUCCAAACUUCUUUAUACUGGAUUGUAUACAAGGUGCAAAUUCAGCAAUUGUAGUCGACAGACCUAUAUGGUUUUGGAGAGGUGUCAUCACAUAGUAUGCGAAUGUUGUCUCUCAAAAAGCAAUGGAGAAAAUGAAGAUAAAGAAAACGUUUUUGUUUGUCCAUCUUGCUAUCUUGAUUGUCGGAAACAUUCUUCAUGGGUAUAUCCAGAACGAUUGUAUAAGUUCUGCAUUUCAAAGAAAGUAUGCACUCAGUGUCUUGUAGAAGAGGCAAUUUAUAAGAAUAACUGUGGGCAUGUAUUCUGCAAAAGCUGCCUGUGCAAAUUAGAUACUUGUUCAGGUUCAAUGAAUUGUAAGGCUCAUACAUGUGACGCAGUAUUAUGCCGUUCUGAUGUCCAGCAAAUCCUGACCAUGGCAGACAGCAUAUUGGUAUGGCGAUAUAUCUCCUUUCCAAAGUACCAAUCAUGUAAUGUCCUCUCUGUAAACUGUACAGGAAAGCCAAUAUUAACUCUGAAAUCCUGCAACCAUUCGUACUGCUUUGCGUGCACAAAUAUUUUGAAAAACAACAACUAUGAAGAAUUGAUAGCAGAGCACUUGCUGAUAUGCGUCGGAAGAUUUUGCAAGACCAUAAUACCAGCGGCGGUAUUGGAGAACUAUCUAAUAUCAUUACAACAAAAAUUUGCAUUGACUGCAAUUACACUUGAGCUCUGUCAUGAAGUUUGUUAUAAAUGCAGAAAGAAUGAAGAAACAGCAGAUUCGGUUCUUCUGCGAAACAGAUAUUGUGCACUGCAUCAUGCAUUUUGUGUGAAAUGCAUUCAAGAUAUCCAAAGAAAUCGGUAUUCAGAAACUUACUGUGACGUCAUGGGGACUGAUAUCAUUAAGUCCCAGAUGCGCUGUUUUGUAUCGGAAUGUUCUGUGAAAACUCCAAUGACUUGCAUUAACAUUAUGCUAGACGUUAUUCUUGGAAAUGAGUCAGUCAAUAUGGUAGACGUUUUUAUUAGAAAACCAGACAUAGGAGAAAAAUGCGAUACUUGUUUUGAGUCUUCAGCAUUUGUGACAAGACUUGUCUGUUCACAUGCACUCUGUCUUAAAUGCACUGAAAUAAUUGCUAAGAAUGAAGAAGAAAGGUACCAAAAAUGCAACAACAGCGUUACGUUUUGCCGAAACAUGAUUCCAACAAGAAUAUUUAGAAAGGUGUUAGAAUCGUCACCUGCAAAAACCAUUGUGGUUUCAAAACAGACUACAAAUGAAAAAGGAAAACCAAAAGUAUUUCUUGCACAAGAAAUACAAAAGAACAACAAAACCGCUGACUUAAAAGGAAAAAUUAGUUCAAUGCGGCCAGUAAAUAAACCUAAAUGGGUUAAAGAUGAUAAAGAGCUAAUGAUACCAAAUAUAUCUGAUAAAUAUGAAGAGAAAUGCUCUCACGAUUUUUCGGAGUUGUCCCAAGCAAUACAUGAUUUGAACUUAGAGGAUGAAAGACAGUGCUUGCUCUUGGUAGGAAAUGACCAAAAGGAAGACGCAUUCAAGAAAGUGGAUAUUACUAUGCCAGCUGAUUUUCCAACUAUUUCAUUGCACAAAAGGGAAGAGAUAGAUGAGUCAGUGACGGUUUUUCUAAUUGCACACAUUAAGUAUCCAAUUGCUGUUAAGACAACCAGAUGGCAACAAGAUGGAAAAGAUUUGCACAUUGAUGGCAUCAAAUAUCGAGAAUCAAAGACACUUCAAACGCAUACUACUUUACAAAUCAGUGAUUUGCAAGAGUCAGAUGAGGGACAAUAUCAGCUUAUCGCAGAGUGUUUCUUGGGUGAAAACAGUAGCAAUGCUGUUAGUGUUCAUCUUCCUGGUGAAAAGCCUACAAUAACACUCAUGAAAGAAAGUGUCAAUGAUGACGAAAAGAGAAUAGCUUUGAAAGCAACUAUAGAAUCAAUGUUCCCAAUUAUAAAAUGUUACUGGCAAAAGGAUGGUAGAGAUAUUCUCAUUACUGCCAGUUCAAGUAAAUAUGAGGAAAAGUGGAAUCAUUUUUCUCGAGAACUGUUUAUUUUAGAACCAAAGGAAUCUGACAGUGGAUACUACAAAUAUUUCGCAAAAAAUGCAAUUGGGGAAGGUGAAAUUAAAGAAAUAAAGAUAGACCUCAAGAAAGAAAUUACCGUAUUGUCGGUGGAAAUGAAACUGCUCGAAAACAACAAAAAACUGCAGAUAACUGGUCACGUUUCUACAUUAGGUAGUGCUUGGGAUAUUGUUUGGAUAAAGGACAACGAAGUCCUCAAUACAACAAAUUUUGAAAAGAUUUACACUAGUGCAUUAUUACGAUCUGGGAAUACGCGUCUUGUAAUUCUUGACCUAAAUAAGGAAGACGAGGGAGAGUACAAAAUGCAAGCAAAAAGUGUCGACGGAUGUUUUGAAAGCCAGCCUGUAACAUUCAUAAUUCCAAAAGAAAUACCAAAAGUGACCAUCGAAACGGAUUCAACAGAAAGUGGUAAACGUCUAACGGCACAUAUAGUUUCAUCCUGGCCUAUUCAAAAGAUAGAAUGGCUAAGAAAUGAUAGUUUGAUAACAGUCAAUAGUGAAGAGUGUCGAUUAGAAAGUUCUUGUGGAAAAAAUGUUUUUAAUAUCUUAAGGAUCAAAGACUCAAUUUGGAAAAAAUGCGGACGAUACAAAGUAUUUGUUAAAACAGUUGCAGGCGAAAACCAAAGUGAAACAAAUCUAACGUGUAGUGGGAAAGAUGUUGUUUCCAAUUUCUCCGAAGACAUUAAUUUCCCGUCAAUGGACAACUCAACAAAGCUUAUUCCUGCAUUUUCGAACGUUAAAGAGGGAACAUGUAGCACUAUUGCAUUGAUUCCUCCACCCUACGACAAUGAAAAGAGAUGCAUUCUGUGCGAAAAGACGGCAGUUGCAGAAAUUGUAAAUUGUACCCAUAGAUACUGUAUGGCAUGUAUACAAAAAAUGAGUGGAAUAAGUCAAAGCUUGUACAUGGAUUGUAUCCUGGGAGACUGUCCAUCAUAUCUCAGAAUAAAGGAUAUUAAUAAAUUAUUUGAUUGUCCAUUCACUAUUCAAAUUCAGAUGCCGAUGCACUUUGAAAUACCUAGAGUAGGAUUGUGUCAAGAACUCCUGUGCAUAGAAAGGGGCGACUUUACUAUAAUGCCAUGUAAGCACACGUUUUGUACAGAUUGCUUGCACAAAUGCACAGAAAAAUCUGAAUGCCAAUACAAGUACUGUCAGAGCAAGCAGAUUCCUGCCCCAAAGUACUUUAACAAUCUUUUUACAUCUUUACAAAAUGAAAAGGCACAUCCAUUUCUACUGAGGAGAAAUGAAGCUAGUAGUGCUGGGUAUAUGACAUCAAAUGCCUGGAUAUGUUUAACCUACAACUGCAGAAAUCAGGCUGACUUUGUAAUUAUUCGAUGUGGCCAUACCUUCUGUUCAGAAUGUGGAAUGAAGAUGGGGUGUGACUGGAUAAGAUUAACUAAGUUCAAACCCGCAAAAUGUCUUGUUGAUAAAUGUAAGGAGAUUUUUCCACUUCCAUCCUUUCUACAGUCGACCAGAGAACGACCUACCACCUCGGAAUCCGUAGCUGUUUCAAAGUCGGAAGAUGGAUACAUGAAAAACAAAAGUGAUACUAAUCACCAAGAGUGCGUAUUACAUGUACAUUCAACAACUAAUAAAAGAAAGGGAAGCAACAUAAUGAAAACAGCUAUUAAAAGAUUCAAGCCUAUGCCAUCAAGAGGACUAAGAAACAUUGGUUUGUCAUGCUACCGGAAUGGUGUUUUGCAGAUAUUGGCAGAGACACCAGAUUUCCUUGAAAACCUACAUGACUCUUUCCCCCAAGAGGAUGCCAAUUGGAUAUCUUCAUUAUACAGCGUUCUUAAGGGAAUUCGGGAUCAGUGUACUAUGGAAAAAGACACAGUCGAUUGUCUACAUGCUUUUCACCAUUAUUUCAAUCAAAGCCAUGAAGGUUUUCAGGAAUACCAGCAAGACGACACGUUAUCUUUUCUUACAAGUGUUUUAAAUGGAAUAGAGGAUGCACACUCUGCUAUCAGUAAAUCUAAAGAUCAAAAAAGAAACUUGAUUAGUCCAAGUAAUCUAUUCAAGGGACAGUUGAGGGAUAAAUAUACAUGUAAAAAAUGCAAGCAUAUUGAGUAUUUCAACGAAAGCAAUUUCUUUAGUUUACCUCCGUCAGUUGAUUCAAAUAAAAAGGAGGUUACAAUUGGAUCAUGCUUUGUGCAGCUUUUGAAGGAGGAACAAGUAGAACUACCGUGCUCAAAAUGUGAUUCCUGCGACGUUUCAAAAGAAAUGGAAAUUGAAACAUUUCCCAAGAUUCUUAUUUUACAGAUCUGUAAGGUUGAGGAGGUAGCUUCUUCUGCCAAGAAGAGGAGAUUUGAGAAAGCUUUUACAAAAUGUCGAUUCUGGGGCGAUUUCAAGGGGCUUACUACUAAAGAGUUAAAAAGAAAAAGCGUUGCAAGUUCUUUGAAGAUGUACAGAUUGUACGGCGUUGUAGUCCACAGGGGAAGUGAACGUGGUGGACAUUACUUUUGUUUUGUAAAGCGAAAAGAAGAUCAGAUAUGGAAUAAAUGCGACGACUCAUAUGUUGUGGAUUCGGAUCUAAAAAAUGUUUUGGACAGUGAUGCAUAUCUGCUGUUCUAUGAACGGUUUGAGACCUCAGAUUAAAUAUGACUUAAUUUAAAGAAUAUACACUUUUGCAUUUACCAUGAUCCUAUUAACAAAAUACGAAAUAUAUUAGGAAAAUCAUUUUUUAAUUCCACCAUUCAUUAUAAUUUACAACAUUAAUCUGAUUUUAUUAUUGCUCUGUCGUGUCGAUAUUUCAAUCAGGGUUGGAUGUUUUUUAAACAUGCAAUAUAGGAAUUUUUGUUCUUAUCCUCUAGGAUGUGUUGUUGAAAACCUUUCAUCAAAUUUAUGUUUCUGAGUAGUAAAAAGCAUACUGUGUUCUCUUCACCGGAUUCAAUUUUUGUGCUUUGUUUUGCAUUUAAUUCUUAUUAUAAUCAUCUAACAACUUGUGAGUAUGUGUGUUUGUGUUCUAUUUUUUUUUCAUACUUAGUUUUGUUAUUAAAAUUCUCAAGUGAUGUUCUUUUUUUUCUGUACUGAUUCCUUAUCACUUCUUUUAUUACAUGUAUAUAUAUUUUUUCUUUUUUGGCAAGAUACCGUUUGCAAAGUCCUAUAAAUUGGAAAAUAUAUAAAGAUGUUAUAAUAAAUGCAGUAUUAUAGAUUUUUUUUCUGCCCUUGAUAAAUACGGGUGUAAUGUUUGAUAAAUAAAAUCCUUAUUUUUUCUAAAUUGUUUGUAAAAAAUGUGCCAAAUACUUUUGUUAAAUGAUUUAUGAUGUCAUGAAGGAAAGUUGGUGUCUUUGUCAAAGUUUAAAGACAAAACUUCUGUAAAACUUUGAAUAGGAAAGGAAUCAUACAAUCUGAUUUAAUAAAUAAGAAACAUUGUUAAACUGGAUUUCUGAGGAUUUUCCAACUGGUGUUCUUUGGUUAGGGUUCUCUGAAUUAACAGAAAACUCUUAGUGGCAUAAUGUCUUUAAGAGGUACCUUUCUAAAAACAUCUUCAUAUAAUUGUUGUGAACUGUGCCUUUUUGGAAUAUAAAUGUCCUUCAUUGGAAACAAUUCUUUCUUAUUUUAGUUUAAAUAAUUUUUACAUAAAUCAUUAUCAAUCGUACUCUUUAAUCUAAAGCAAGGUACCAAGGGUAAUAAAUUAUUUCUUUUUAGUAAUGUUUCAGGUAGACGAUUAAUAAAAUUAUAACGUCAUACUAGGAGGAAUUAGCUAUCUACACAUGCUUAUCAACUUUCUCUGUCAAAAAAAGUAAAUUACGUUCAAUGACAAUGAUAAUGACAAUGAUUUAUUCUCUUAAAUGUACAAACAUACAUUGUAGAGAGGAGGUAGGAAAAGGUACAAACACAUACAAAAAAAUAUAAUACAUGCAUUAUAAACAGUACAAAGUAUCACGUUCAAGUUCAUGUCAAUUAUUUUCAUCUAUAAUUUGUUUGACAAUCAAUAAAAAUUUACAUAAUUUUUUCAAUGUUGAA